UCUGGACGACCUCACGUCCUCAACGAACAGCGGUGUGACUGCCGAGCUGCCUCUGUCCUCUGUCGGCAUUUUUAGAGAAUUUCAGAGCCGUAAUCAUGGUUUUUGAGAUGAAGAUGCUCACGUACGGCGACCCCGACGACGAGGAGGAAGAUGCACCAGCUGAGGAAGAACAGGUGGAGGAAGAGGAGGAGGAAGAAGAGGAGGAAGACAUGGUGGAUCCUCUAGAAACAAUACGAGCCAAGUGUGAGCAGACUGACCACUGUGUGCACUACAGGGAGCGUCUGGAGGCCUGUGAAGCCAGAGUUGGCUCCAAAUCCAGCACUGCUGAAGAAUGCACAGAAGAACUUUUUGACUUCCUGCAUGCACGGGACCAUUGUGUGGCGCACAAGCUGUUCCAUAACGUGAAAUGACCUCCCCGGCCAGCUCCACUUGUAGCUGGAAAAUCUAUUUAACUGCUAUAAUUGUAAAAUAAUCAAGAUUGCUCUGUUGUUCUCCUGUGUAAUACUGUAAAAGAGGCAUCUUGGGUUCCUGGACUAAAUACACACCAUCCUUUCUGUAUACAGUAUAUACUUGUGUAGAUGAGGUCAGAAGCAGUGUGUAAUGAGGGCAUCGAGGUUGAGCGAGGAAAGGGUUCAAAUAAUUCUCUCUGGUCAGUUCAUAUGCAAAAGCAAACAUGCUGCUCUGGCAGUGCAUAUCUCUACUCAGGUGUGGCCAAGAAUUCAUUGCUCCGACUGAAAAAUAAACAUUUUCUUUGGUAUCCAGCA
Messenger RNA from Anoplopoma fimbria (sablefish), 764 nucleotides. Its product is annotated as cytochrome b-c1 complex subunit 6, mitochondrial-like. Bases 96 to 410 code for a protein of 104 amino acids. The transcript is spliced from 4 exons. The record is from RefSeq and is a predicted model, not a curated record. NCBI's taxonomy places the organism in Eukaryota, Metazoa, Chordata, Actinopteri, Perciformes, Anoplopomatidae. Gene Ontology annotation, biological process: mitochondrial electron transport, ubiquinol to cytochrome c.